This is a messenger RNA of Rotaria sp. Silwood2, 384 nucleotides long. The record is from the annotation of a GenBank genome assembly. Lineage: Eukaryota; Metazoa; Rotifera; Eurotatoria; Philodinida; Philodinidae.
AUGGCUUCUUCUCGAGUGUCAAAUGAUGAAGAUGAUCUAGUUACUGUUGAAGAUAUUGAACAAUUAUGCAAUCAAAUGUCAAAAUAUGAACCAUGUUUUCGUAUAUCACUUAUUCAACAUCAUCUUAAACGAUUAGGUAUUUCAUAUAAUGAUGAACGUUUUGUUAAAUUACUUACAUUAUCAUAUGAAACUAUGAUUCGUUCAAUUGUUGCUGAUUGUGCUCAUGCAAAUAAAAAUAAUAAUACAUUAUCAAAAACACUUACAAGUGAAUUACUUAGUCAAACAUUACUUGAUACAACAAUAGAUAAUAAUAGUCAAACAGUAACAAAUUCACAACAAAAUACUAAUAGUACAUUAGAUCUAAAUGAUUUCUUUGAUUCGUAA